CCGUUACAAAGUGUUUUCAACUAUGUUUUAUAGACAAAAUCUCAUCACUCUCUCCGUCUCUCCCCUCCAUCUUCCAUGAUCACAUAUGAUUCAUGAACGUAUUGGUUAGAAUAAUAUAUGUCUCACGUCCAUGAAUCAUAUGUGAACAUAAGUCCGAUGAUACCCGAGCAAGUGAUUUGUGCAUAGACAUAUUGCCGCUAGACUAGGCAGGGUAUUGGCCGCUCUGUGUAUAAAAGUGAAAUGCGGGAGAUCACUCUGGGUGGUAUAGCUAUCUUUGUUUGACACACGCUCGCGCAAGCGCCACUGUAGAGCUUUAUGAGAGCUCUGCGUUUUAUCUAUUUUGCCAGGAUACCUAAUCUAGUCGUAUUUUGUCUACGAAGAUUUGACGCUCAGAGACUUUGGGAAUGGCAUUCUUCGAUUGGGGUAUGAGUGCGGCAUGAUUAGCAGUUUGUUUACUUUUAAUUUAAACCCAGUUAGUGCUAAUAACAGGACUAUUUUGCAAUGGCUUCCACCAGACCAUUGACAGAUAGAGAACUCCAGGAGGAAAUUGACAAUAUGAGUGACAUGAAUGAUUCUGAUUUCGAUAGUGACGACAGUAUAGCAGAUGAAACAUUCACCUGCAAUUUUGGAUCAGAAAGUGAUGACAGUAGCGAUAGUAAUGGAUCUUCUCCAGUGGCGUCCGAUGAAGAUAUAGCCAAUAAUAUUCCAAAUCCCAAUAAUCUCACUAUUCCGUGGUCAAGUACAGUCAAGAUGUUGCAGCGACAUCAGUUUACUGGAAAAUCAGGGCUUCUGAAAAACAUUAUAUGCUUUGAUGGUUCUGAUGAAGAAAUAAUUGAAGAUCUUCUUGAAGUAGCUAAAACAACAACCCAGACUGAACCAUCCACUGGUGAGCACUUCAUGUCAAAAAUACCAAGAAAGGACGACGGUAAAAUUAUAAGAAAAAGAUGCCAUGAAUGCUACAGAAAAAACCAAAGCGAACAUGGAACCCAGUUUGCUACCAAAAAAACUAAGCAAGUAGAUACUUACUGUUCCAUAUGUAAUAAGCCAUUUUGUCUAUCUUGUUUUGCUGUAACGCAUAAAAAUAAAAACCAGAAAUGAACUAAUCAUUUUUAUGUUGUAUUUUCAGAAUCAUGUUCCUUUGUUUUGUAAGCUAAACCUCUAAUAAAGUUGUAAAUAAAAGACUUUUGGAAUCAUUUUUUCGAACAUAAAAAAUUCGUCUUCGAACCAUAUAUGAUGCGCCCUGGAAAAAAAAUUUCAAACUCAAUAUCUUCUUAAUACGUCCAUGCAAUAAACAGCUGCUUAAAUAUAACGUCCAAUUUUUAACUUAUCAUAAGGCAAAGCAAGUACAAUGCAUCAUAUACGAUUCAAGGGCGUGUAGACAAACACGUCUAAUGAUAUGACAUAUGAUUCAUGGACAGUUAACGUGUUAACAAUUUCAUUUUAAUUAAAUAAAGUCCCUAUUAUGUUAUUUGAGCCAUAUGCAUUUUGUUCGGAGUUGUGAAAUAUAACAAUGUAAGUACACAAAGCUGUAAUACCUAUGUUUGUAAAUACUAUAAGACAAACUCCACAUCAAAACUGUUCAUCUUUUAAUGUGAUCCAAGUCAUUAGCCAGGCUUCUGGCAGAUCCUGAGGAAGAUCAGAAAUGCAGCGGUCUCAUUUUAGGAAUGCAAUAUUUGAAGAUCGUACCUGUUUGUAUCUCCACAUUACUUUUUGAACAGUGGAGCACCACCAAAAGUUCAACAACUGCCGUUGUCAACCCCUGAGGUCCUGAGAAUUAUCAGAAGCUCAGAGAUUACUUCUGAUCUAACUAAAAAGGCUCAGCUCUGAAGGAUAUUUGCAGAACAUAACAUUUGUAAGUUUUUAUAUGACUCGGUAACUAGUGAUGAUUUAUACUGCUUUUUGUCCAAGUUAGUUUUCAUACCUCGUUUUGAAUCAGCUAUUGUCAGAGCAGUAGAGCUGAUAUGUAAAGCUCACUAUAAUUUUAAUGAAAUCAAAGCGAAGUAUUGUUAUUGAACAAUAACAUGGGUGCCCUCAGGGGGGCUGUGGUAACAGUUAUCUCUUGAUGAUGAUCAGCACAUCCAAGAAAAAUUCCUGUGGGUACCCAUCGACAAUCAUAUUAUUCUAAUAAAAAAAGAAAUCUGAAUUGUAGUGACAUAUCAACACAAUUCAAUUUUUUUCUAUUUUUUUUUUAUGCAGGUGCCAUCAAAGGCUGGGGAAUGCAAACACCUGGACCAUAAUGAUGUAAAUACUUAUUUGUUU
Messenger RNA from Acanthoscelides obtectus, 2259 nucleotides. The record is from the annotation of a GenBank genome assembly. NCBI's taxonomy places the organism in Eukaryota, Metazoa, Arthropoda, Insecta, Coleoptera, Chrysomelidae.